Molecule: messenger RNA, 1819 nt
Organism: Neomonachus schauinslandi (Hawaiian monk seal)
Lineage: Eukaryota; Metazoa; Chordata; Mammalia; Carnivora; Phocidae
Gene: MYEF2
Product: myelin expression factor 2
Exons: 17
Coding region: 19-1812 (597 amino acids)
Biological process (GO): regulation of mRNA stability involved in response to oxidative stress
Cellular component (GO): post-mRNA release spliceosomal complex; nucleus; cytoplasm
Molecular function (GO): mRNA binding
Source: RefSeq, a predicted model, not a curated record
GGAGGCAGCGGUAUCGGGAUGGCGGACGCCGACAAGCCCGAGGUGCCCGGGACCGCUGGCGACGACAGUCCGCAUCAGCAGCCCGUGGAGCAGCCGGGCGAGCCGCGGCGAGAACCGCACCCGCCGGAGCCGGAGAAGCAGCCGCCGCAGCACAGCAGCAGCUCCAAUGGCGUUAAAAUGGAGAAUGAUGAAUCCGUCAAAGAAGAUAAAUCUGAAUUAAAAGAAAAAUCUUCAGGAAAUAAGAAGGCCAAUAGAUUUCAUCCUUAUUCAAAAGAGAAGAAUUCAGGCACUGGAGAAAAGAAGGGUCCAAAUCGAAACAGAGUUUUCAUUAGCAACAUCCCAUAUGACAUGAAAUGGCAAGCUAUUAAAGAUCUAAUGAGAGAAAAAGUUGGUGAGGUUACAUACGUGGAGCUCUUUAAGGAUGCGGAAGGAAAAUCAAGGGGUUGUGGUGUGGUUGAAUUCAAAGAUGAAGAAUUUGUAAAGAAAGCACUAGAAACUAUGAACAAAUAUGAUCUUAGUGGAAGACCCCUGAAUAUUAAGGAGGAUCCUGAUGGAGAAAAUGCUCGUAGGGCAUUGCAACGAACAGGAGGAUCAUUUCCAGGAGGACAUGUACCCGAUAUGGGAUCGGGGUUGAUGAAUUUACCACCUUCCAUUCUCAAUAAUCCAAACAUUCCUCCUGAGGUUAUCAGUAAUUUGCAGGCUGGUAGACUUGGUUCCACAAUUUUUGUUGCUAAUCUUGACUUCAAAGUUGGUUGGAAGAAGCUAAAGGAGGUGUUCAGCAUAGCUGGAACUGUAAAGCGGGCAGAUAUUAAAGAAGACAAAGAUGGCAAGAGCAGAGGAAUGGGCACAGUCACUUUUGAACAAGCAAUUGAAGCAGUUCAAGCAAUUUCUAUGUUCAAUGGGCAGUUUUUGUUUGAUAGACCUAUGCAUGUGAAAAUGGAUGACAAGUCUGUCCCUCAUGAAGACUACCGUUCACAUGAUAGUAAAACACCACAGUUACCACGCGGUCUUGGAGGCAUUGGAAUGGGACUUGGUCCAGGCGGACAGCCUAUUAGUGCCAGCCAGUUGAACAUAGGUGGUGUAAUGGGAAAUUUAGGUCCAAGUGGUAUGGGAAUGGAUGGUCCAGGUUUUGGAGGAAUGAAUAGAAUUGGAGGAGGAAUUGGGUUUGGUGGUCUGGAAGCAAUGAAUAGCAUGGGAGGAUUUGGAGGAGUUGGCCGAAUGGGAGAGCUGUACCGUGGUGCGAUGACUAGUAGCAUGGAGAGAGAUUUUGGACGUGGUGAUAUUGGAAUAAAUCGAGGCUUUGGAGAUUCCUUUGGUAGACUUGGCAGUGCAAUGAUUGCAGGAAGAAUAGGAGCUUCUAACAUGGGUCCAGUAGGAUCUGGAAUAAGUGGUGGCAUGGGUGGCAUGAACAAUGUGACUGGAGGAAUGGGGAUGGGAUUGGACCGGAUGAGCUCCAGCUUUGAUAGAAUGGGACCAGGUAUAGGAGCUAUACUGGAAAGGAGCAUCGAUAUGGAUCGAGGAUUUCUAUCUGGGCCAAUGGGAAGCGGAAUAAGAGACAGAAUAGGCUCCAAAGGCAACCAGAUAUUUGUUAGAAAUCUGCCUUUUGACUUGACUUGGCAGAAACUAAAAGAGAAAUUCAGUCAGUGUGGUCAUGUAAUGUUUGCCGAAAUAAAAAUGGAGAACGGAAAGUCAAAAGGCUGUGGAACGGUCAGAUUUGACUCCCCAGAAUCAGCUGAAAAAGCCUGCAGAAUAAUGAAUGGCAUAAAAAUCAGUGGCAGAGAAAUCGAUGUUCGCUUGGAUCGUAAUGCAUAAUUUUAAA